AUGUCCAUUAUUAUUGGUGCCUCACGAGUAAAUGAUAAGAAAAGACAAAUAAUAUCUUAUCUACGGUUAACCAGGAUCUCAAAUUUAUCAAUUCCCAUAAAAAUCCAGAUUAAAAUGUUUAUGAAUCAAGUAUCAGAUUUUGAAUCCACAGAAAUAACAGCAUACGGAUUUUUUAGUAUUAAUUUGAAUCUAGUUAUAUCAAUCAUAAUAUUACUUAUUUCUGGAAUAAUAACAUUGAUACAAAUGAAAGAACACCCAAUUAUUUUGCAGACAGUUAAUUCUACAGUGCAUUUCUAUCAAAAAUUGAAUAUGUCGAUUUAG
Myzus persicae (green peach aphid) is the source of this 321-nucleotide messenger RNA. RefSeq lists its product as uncharacterized. Gene Ontology annotation, biological process: sensory perception of taste. The transcript is spliced from 4 exons. The record is from RefSeq and is a predicted model, not a curated record. NCBI's taxonomy places the organism in Eukaryota, Metazoa, Arthropoda, Insecta, Hemiptera, Aphididae. Gene Ontology annotation, cellular component: membrane. Bases 1 to 321 code for a protein of 106 amino acids.